AUGUGGAUCACUCAGCAACCAUUGCUCAACAUUUUUACAUUCCUUAUCCUUACACUUAUCAGUGUACAAUCACAGUCAAUUCCUGCCUAUUCAACGUGUGAUGAUGGCGAAUCACCAAUCUUCCUUCUACAGCAUAAUGCGACAGCCGGUGACCUAAUCAAGAGAACCACUACAGCCACUCUUAGUGAAUGCACAGAUCACUGUGCUGCGAAUGAUGCUUGUUUGGGUGUCGUUUAUGAAGGCAACUCGUGCAAGCUGUUAUCAUCAAUUGUCGAUAGAAAUGAAUCUGACGAGCGUUUACUCAGUAAAAUAUGUGUUAAGAGUGCUCGUAUUUGCUCAUCACCGUUUCAAUUUGACGUUCAUGAACAAAAGAUUCUGGUUGGAUUCGCUCGUGAGGUUGUUUCGGCAGAUUCCUUAUCGAUUUGUUUAGCAGCAUGCUUGAAUGCUUUUGAUACGUUCGGUUUUGAAUGUGAAUCAGUGAUGUAUUAUCCGAUUGAUUCAGAAUGCAUUUUGAACACAGAAGAUCGUCUGGAUAGACCAGAUCUUUUCGUUGAUGAAUUCGACGAUAAUGUCAUCUAUUUGGAUAACAACUGUGCUGGAUCGCAGUGCUAUGCACCAUAUGUAACUCAGUAUAUUGCGGUUGAAGGACGUCAGUUGGCGAAUGAACUUGAUCAACAGUUCACAGCUGAUCUUGAAUCGUGUGAAUCGCUGUGUACUCAACGAUUAUCCACAUCGGCGAACGACUUCAAUUGUAAAUCAUUCAUGCACAAUGCAAAGACGAAUGUAUGCAUCUUAUCUGAUGAACGCUCGAAGCCGUUAGGACGUGCCAAUCUUCUUGAUGCGGAUGGAUUCACAUAUUACGAGAAGAAAUGUUUUGCAUGAAUUUUAGCACCACGCACAUGUCGCAAUGUCCCAUCGUUCCGUCGUGUUCCACAAAUGAUUCUUGUCGGCUUCGCUGCCUUUGUCAUGGAGAACGUACCAUCAGUAACAAUGUGUCUCGACCAAUGCACUAAUCCACCACCGGAGACUGGCGAUAAUUUCGUUUGUAAAUCAGUGAUGUAUUACUAUAAUGAACAAGAAUGCAUUCUGAACGCAGAAACGCGUCAAACCAAACCUGAUCUGUUUAUUCCUGAGGGUGAGGAAUUCCAGGUAGAUUAUUUCGAUAUCAACUGCCACCUUGAGAGCGAAUCAUGCCCUGAGGGAACAACGUUAAAAUCGAUCCGUACACUGAAUGCCGCACUUCCAGAAGGGGAUGGAUCCAUUCACAUUCUGCAGUCAGCUGGAAAUUCAGUCGGGGAAUGUCUUAACAAGUGCUAUGAAUUAUCUCCAGAUAAAUGCCGUUCAUUCAAUUUUGAUAAGCAAACUUCUGAAUGUGAUCUUCUGUACGUUGAUGGCAAAACAACAUUGCGGCCAUUCGUUCGACCGGGUGUCGAUCUCUAUGACCUGCAUUGUCUUGCUGAUGCGACGGACUGCUCACUAAACAAGGAUGGUGCUGUAUAUUCGCGUUAUCUAUACAGUAAGCAAACCGGCAUUCCAACCGCCCAACAUCAAACCGUCGCCCUCAGUAGAUGUCUGGAUUUGUGUGCUGGCGCUCAGAGAUGUGAAGGCGUUAACUACAAUAGACGCAACGGACAGUGCGAUUUGUUCGAGCAAAUUGAAGGAAAUGGUGAACAGAAUGAUUUUGUUGAUUUCUACAAGAAUUUAUGCUUGUUGAAAGAGGUCGACUCGGGUAUUAGUUCGGCAACUAAUGUACCACAACAAGAACAAAAACAGCAAAAGGCAUCCGGCAGCAGUAAAAGCGAGACCAGCAGCUCAACAGUGACACGAACGUCCUCACAUAAAACAGAUUCAAAAAGCGAGCUUCUUAAUACGAAAAAGAUAAGACCAAUAAUCCGCGAGCAAGAGCCACAAAGGCGUGCACCUGAAGGACGUACUGUAAAAGCGGAAGAGAACGGCAGUACAGAGAUGCAGCAAGAAAGCGAGAAAGAGUCAUCGAUUUCGGACGCAUCGUUAACUGUAUCUGAUUCGGAACAAGCACCUGCUGUGCCAGUUCUGAUUAAGGCCGAUGCCGUACAAACGAUCUGUAACUAUGAAGGCAUUAAAGUUCAGGUGAAGAAUAAUGAAGCAUUCUCGGGUGUUAUGUUCGUAAAGAAUAGAUAUGAUACAUGCCGUGUGGAGGUGUCGAAUAGCGACAGUGCUACACUGGUUCUUGGUCUGCCAGCUGAUUUUGGUAUGCGCUUGGUUACGCAAGAGCCCGACACAUCCUCAACAACAGACACCGAGGAUGGAAGUGAAGAGAAGAUCGAAAAACCAGAAUCUGAACUGCGAGCUCGUCGUCAAAUUGAUGAGACGAUACGCGAUUGUGGUCUUCAAGACAUGUUGAAUGGAACUUAUAAAACAACGGUUGUUGUGCAAACCAACAAUCUUGGUAUUCCUGGUUUGGUGACAUCGAUGGACCAAAUUUAUGAAGUCAGUUGUGAUUACAGCUCAAUGCUGGGUGGUAAAGUUACUGCUGGUGCCAAUCUAACCAUUAGAAAGGAUCACGAUUAUGCUGCGAAUAAUGAAGGAAGCGGAAAAAUUGAACUCGGCAAUCCAGUCUUGAUGCAAAUGCUAAGUGGUGAAGGUGGACAUCAACCUGUUUUGCAGGCAAAACUGGGUGAUAUUUUGGAACUUCGAUGGGAGAUCAUGGCAAUGGAUGAAGAAUUAGAUUUCUUCGUACGUGAAUGUUACGCUGAACCGGGAGGCAGCGCGGUGCGAUCCGAAGAGAAAUUACAACUUAUUGCCGAUGGAUGUCCAACUGCGGCAGUUUCACAAAAACUGAUACCGGGUCCAAUUGAAGUGCAGUCAUCAGCUGUCAAAAUCGCGCAUCUGCAAGCGUUCCGUUUUGAUUCGUCGAGUACAGUUAGAAUAACAUGCCAUCUGGAUAUAUGCAAAGGCACUUGCGAAGAGGCAGUAUGUCUUCUUGGAGGCGAAAAGAAGCAAUCGUGGGGUCGUAAAAAGCGAAGUGAUAGCUCACUAACAGAUUAUGAAACACCAAGAUAUAAAGUACCACGACAUGCACAAGCAACCACAUCACUGAUCGUUAUCGAUCCGUUACAACAAAUCGGUGAAUCUACGGCUCUCGCACGUUCACAGACAUUCGAUUUCGCAAAAGAGGACCCAUCUUUAAGUAUCACUUCACCACCUGGACAACUGUGCAUGGCCAAAAUGACAUUAUUAUCAGUUUUUGGUUUACUGUUCGCAUUGACUGCAAUUCAGGCAGCAGUAGUGGCUCAAUACGUCUUCCGAAGGCUUUUUGCAUCACCAAAAAGUGUCUAUUGA
Anisakis simplex (herring worm) is the source of this 3321-nucleotide messenger RNA. Lineage: Eukaryota; Metazoa; Nematoda; Chromadorea; Rhabditida; Anisakidae. The record is from the annotation of a GenBank genome assembly.